Messenger RNA from Spirodela intermedia, 3031 nucleotides. Lineage: Eukaryota; Viridiplantae; Streptophyta; Magnoliopsida; Alismatales; Araceae. The record is from the annotation of a GenBank genome assembly.
AUGCGCUGGAAUUAUCAGCGGCGGCCGCGGGGACAGCGAGGGUUUCCGGGGCAGAAACCUCGACCUCAACUCCUUUCCCCGGGGAAGAGGGGGAAGAAGGGGAAGAGGCCGCGGGAUCGGGGGAGGAGCCAGGAGCACAGGUCACAGGAGAGGAAGGAGUGCUUUCUGACUUCGGCCGCGCCACCACCGCCGCGGCCGCGGCCGCCGCCGACGCUGACGACGCCGGAGGAGGAAGAGGCUUCUCUCCCUCUAACUCGAGCCUUUCCGGCAGAGACAGAGCUUCCGAGCUCGGCACUUCCGCCAUCGCCGUGAGCUUCCAGAAGCUGCGGCGCAGAGAGGAGGGUUUCGCCUUUCAGGGCCCGAAAACGGGAGAGAUGAGGAAGAAGACGGCAUUCUCUACCCUUUUGACCACUAUUUGACCAGACCAUUUGACGGCGUCAGGUCUUCCGUUAGGGGACUGCCGACCUGAACUCACCGCCAACGAAGACGACGUGGGCUUAGGGAAAUCGACGCCGUUUGCGGUUGGGUUUGACCGUCUAGUCCAAGAUGACAGAGAGGGCGGCGGAAUUUAUCGCGUCAACUCCCCUUUUCUCCCUGCGAAAUAUCGGGUGACCGUCCAGUUUUCUCGUGACCUCGGGGAGAUCUCAGCCGUCCGAUCCGGACGCAGGUGUGGUGUGUGCGACCGCUGGAUACAAACCUCCCCACGGCAUUUUUUCGAGGGCUGUGCUUUUACUUAUAUACCCAAAUACAUUUAAAUUUCAAAAUAUCUAACAACUACAUAUAUUUACUAAUAUACCCUCACUUUUAACCGCCCUUGAAAUAAAAAAAGAUAUUUUAUUCAUAUUCUUUUCAAAAAAAAUACCCCCCCCUCAACCUACACGAAGACCAAGUCAACCCCUCCAAAAGCCCCCACCUAAUCCCCCCACUAUGUACAAUGUUUGACUUUGGAUACCAGGGUCAACUAUCCAAAUGUCUCAUCUCUAUGAUAACCCUCAAUAUGCAUGUUCUUGGAAUAAUUGGUCUGAUUUAUUUCAGUUAAUUUUUCUGACAAAAAAAACCUUUUUUUAUUUUAUAAGGGGCUAAUUAUUUUAUUUUAUUUUCAGUGGAAUUUUAUCCAAUAAAAAAUCAAUAUGUUUCUCUUUGUGCACCAUACCUAUAAAUAGAGAGAGAGAGAGAGAGAGAGAGAGAGAGAGAGAGAGAGGGGUUCCAUGCAAACUUUGACUUUCAUAUCAAAUUAUAGGAUCCUAUGAUCGGAGCUUCGGUAAUCAACGCACGCAAAUCUUCGACCCGGGGUGGAGUAGAGGAAAAUAUGAUAUUUACGAGAAAAAAUAUUUCGAUCUCUUUAAUUGUCAAACUGCCACGGUUUUUUACAUUGAGGCCCCCAACUGGUUAUUUUGCUGAUUAGUACGCAUUUAUGAUUUGGGGCUCAUUUAUAUCCCCACCCCCGAGGUCACGGGCCGCGCGUGAUCGCCCCGGGGAUCGAGGAGGCAGCCGUUUCAGUCGAGGGGAGAAUUUAUGGGGCCCACGGAUCCACCCCGAUUUAAAAUACUCCAGAGUGGUUCCGAUCCUCAAGAUCAUUCCAAAAAUAGUAAUAUAAAAGAACAUAAAUAAAUAAUAAAUAUUUAUUUUUUUAAAAAAAUAAAUUAAAUUAAUUUUAUUAGAUCAGGUCUCGCCACUUGUUUCCUGCGUGGAUUCGAUUUCUGGGGAUGAGAGAGGAAGAUCCGAGCUGGGUUUUUCGUGAUCUUUCGCGGGGAUCGGUCUGAAUAUGAUCUUGAUCUUGAAAGUUUGACCUGGCGUCUGAAGGUGUGUUUAUGGCGGCAGCUGGGCGCAGCUGGCGCCGCCUCGUCUCCGGCGAUCUUUCCAUUUUUGGUCCUCUGGAGGAAAGCGCUUCACUGCCCCACCCCCCCUGAGAGGAACACGAAGGUGGCAAUUUUUGCGCCGCCGCCGGAGGAAGGAUCGCCGGUGGCGGAGCUCCGGUUACCGGCGGCCGAGGAGAGGGAUGCUUAUAUCGGACAUCCUCCGUGAGCAGGAAGACGAUGAGCUUUGCUACCAAAGGGGGAGAGAGAGGAGGAGGAGGAUGAAGAAGACGAGGAUCCAUCUCCCUUCUUUCCGGUGGCUUCCCCUGAGGAGUUUUCUCCGGUACCAGAGCUCCGCUCCGCCGCCAGCGGCGGCGGUGGAAGAAGGUAAGAUCAAGGUUUCCGAUGGCCUCGUCCUCUGUUCUGAAGAUCAUCUCUCUCAUGUGAUCUCAUCUCCCACGCUGCUGCUGUCUGUGAUUCAUCUUCUCAGGGAGGAACCCUAGAGAGAGGGUUCAUCUCGGCGUCGGCAUGGGGGCGGGUCUGGUGAUGCUGCUGACCAGAAGCAGCUCCGAAUUCAGGAAGAUGGCAGCGCUGAGGAAGGAGAUGGAGUCGCUGAUGGAGGACUGCAAGACGGCGAUUCAGAAGAACAGUCAGAAUCCCAAUCCCAAUCUCACCUCCUGCGGCGGGUCCGAUUCACGGGCUGAGACAGAGCAGAGCAAUCUCACCGACGAUGCCUCCCAUGGCGGCGACGCCGAGCGCUGGAGAAGAAGAAGGCCGCUCAUGAGAGAGGAGAUGGAGGCGGAGCUCGAAUCGGAACUGGAGCUUCUGCACAUCAACCUAGUGAAGCAGGAGGUGAAAAUCCUGUUCUAGGGUUUUGAUUCCGCCAUUGUUUCUCCGACUUAUCUUCUGGUUUCCAUCAAUGACAGGUCUCCGGCGAGGGAUCGGCGCCUUACGGGAGCUCCACCGCAGGCCUCGAAUCAGAAGAGCAAGGAGAGGAGGAGGAAGGGGAAGAAAAAGCCGUUGUGGAGAUCGCCGGAGUUUCCCCUCGCGCAUUGACCAGGAAACUCCAUGAGCUCCUGGAGAGGAGACAGCAGGAGCGCAUCGAAGAACUGGAGUCCGACCUGGAGCUCGCCCGCGCCAAGCUCCGGGAGAAGGAGAUGGAGAUCUCCCUGUGGAGGGAGACGGCUCGAGUUGUGUCGCAGAGAGCAGUGAGCCACACUCAGAGGAUCAUCUGA